AUGGUGUCCACCACCUGUCUGGUGGGCCCCACGUGGGUGGCCCCUCAAUUAGUUAUUACUAUUACUAUUAUUAAUAUUGUUGAUGUCAUUUCUUCUCAUUUUGUUGUCUGGGUUUCGUCCCUGUGUUCCGUUUUACCUUGUCGCUGUGGUUGUAUACACGCUUUGCAUUGCGGCCUUCUUUUUGUUUUUUUUUGUCUUCACGUGACUCCUCACCUCAAAAAAAAAAAUACAAGGCAAUUUAAAAUGUACUCGGAUAGCGAGAGCAUUAUUAGUGAGUUUGACGACUUUACUUCUGAUGAGGACCCAGAAAUGGAUGACUUUGAUCGUUUGCUCGAUGAACAGGUAGAGCAUCAGGAGGAUUCUCUUUACACGUUGCGUCUCUCCUAUUUGCGGCUUUUUGAGGAUGAAGAUGGCCCACUUCGAUCAGCAUUCCCCGACUUAUAUGUUCCAUCUAAGGAGAUUCUUCUUGACUUGAGUAACGUGUUAAGUUGUGAGGGGGAUUGUGAGGAGGAUGGGGAAAAUGUGGAAUAUGAAGGAGAAGAUAUUGACUGGGAGGCUGCAGCGAAAGAUCAUGAGGCAUUUGAUAAACACGGGGAAGAGGGGGGUGAUGAUGGAGAUGCGGAGGAAAAUCAUGACGUGCGACUACAACCGGAAAACGGGUGUGCGGAAACCACUUUGAGAACUGUUGGGAAACCAAGCCCUGCCACAAAAUUCAUGGACAAGCACCGAGGAAAUUCUUUACUUGUUGAGGUGGGGUUAACAGUGAGUCGCAGCGAACUCAGGGAGCGUCAUGUGGCGCAGUACCCAGAUAUUGACUUUGUUGUGGGUUACAUUCAAAGGGAACCCACAGGUUGGGCACUACUAAUGACCGAAGAUCCCAACACGGUAGAAGGGAUCAAGUCAUAUUACCCUUCUCACCGUUUGGCAACCGAAAGUGAUUACGUUAUGUUUUUCAGGUCUACACACCCCAAAAAGACAGGUUUUGUGACUAUCCCUAAUCCUCCGCAGAGGCAACAAAAGAAGGGACGGAGGCAAUAUAUCAGGCAGAUGCAAAGUUCUGCCGCUCUAUCUGCUCACAUCGAGGCGAUGGGAGGAAUGCAAAAUGCUAUUUUUGUGUUCCUUGACGUGGAGGCAGCUGUGGUUCAAAAGAAUUCUGUCCCCCUUCCGCUGGAGAUUGCGCUGGUUCCGAGUGGAGGUGAUCAUUCCUUCCAACCUUUCCAUUGUUUCCUUCAUCCAGGCGUGAUAGAAAAUUCCCAAGUAGCAUUAGGACUAAGUUGCGGUGCAAUUCCCUCAAGUCACCACGUACCACUAAACAAUGUCACGUUUCUUCGCCGUGACUACACGAAAGUUGCUGAGGAGAUUUCCCAGUUUUUGUCUUGCGAGCGGGUAGUGCUUAUCAACAAGGGUUCUCUUAUGGAUGUUCAGGCUCUGCGGUGGGUAUUUGGAGCUGCUCGGAUUGCAGAAAGCAGUAACAUGCCCAUACCCAAACUGGAGGAUAUUGCUUGUUUUGAUAUCCAAGCCUUAAAGAAACUACUCGCACAGGGUGAAUGGCGGGAAACUAAAGGUGAUGCGGCGGAGACUCAUGGUGAAUUCUGUUGGUACCAUGCCGGUAUGCAAGAAGGGUUGAGGAGAGAAAUUGUUGGAUAUACGGAGUCGCACUGUGCAUUAAAAGAUGCUCAGGUAAUUCAUGGCGUGGUGCAGAGGUAUCUUUAA
This is a messenger RNA of Trypanosoma brucei brucei TREU927, 1713 nucleotides long. RefSeq lists its product as hypothetical. The transcript has a single exon. Lineage: Eukaryota; Euglenozoa; Kinetoplastea; Trypanosomatida; Trypanosomatidae. Bases 1 to 1713 code for a protein of 570 amino acids. The record is from RefSeq and is a predicted model, not a curated record.